AUGGCCACAAGGUCAUCCGACUGGCUCCAGCAGACCCCCGGAGUGGACACGGUCCACCAGCCAGACAUGCGGCCAUCCUGGGACUCGGAGCCCCGGUUUUGGCAGGAUGUUCUGACAGAGCAGCUCUGGCAGAUUUUUACUGGGACCCAGGAGCGCCCAAGACGCAGGACGACAGAGCAGGCGCCAGGCCAGGAAAGCCAGGAGCCAGCACCACGAUACUUGGGAGUGAAACUGCUCCCCAAGGACACUUUGGUUCUCAGCCCAGCUACGCCCUCCCCCAACUCCUCUGAGGGCUCCCGAAAGGGAAGCACAGGACUGGGCACUGUAGGAGAGGGGGUGUUCUCCCACAUGGCCCAGGAGCUUCCUGUAAAAACCUAUCAAUUUCUGAAGCCCAUAUGCUGGGACCCUGAGGACUUUGAAAACACGUGGAAUAGGCCUGAUGCCUUGCCCUGGCAGUCCAAGAAGCUGGCCGUGCCACACAGAGUGGAGAAGAUACGGAGGCUAGAACAUGGGGAGCCCGUGCUGGCCACGGCCGUCAGCAGCUUCACGCGGCACGCCUUCACCUGUGGCAGGGGUGGCGUCAAGGUGUGGAGCCUGGUCAGCCAGGUGGUGGAGGCCAGGUUUCCAGAGAGCUACCUGCGUGUACAGACCCAGGGGGCCUACCUGCGUACUUGCUUGCUGUUCUCAAACAGCACAGCCCUGCUGACGGGUGGCCACAACCUGACCAGCGUGAGCCUGUGGGACCUGACAGCACCUUCCCUGUAUGUGAGAGCGGAGCUGCCCUGUGCGGGCCUCACUUGCCAGGCCCUGGCCGCCAGCCCUGAGGACAACCUGGCCUUUGCCGGUUUCACCGAUGGCAGUGUCAGGAUCUGGGACCUGCGGAACCAGAGCGUGGUCAGGGACCUGCUGGGUCACCUGAACGGUGCCAAGAGCAUCGCUGUCAAAGACCAGCACAUCUGGACAGGGGGUCUGGACGCCUGCCUGCGGUGCUGGGACCUGAGGACCACUGGGGAGCCCCAGGAAUACCAGUUUGAGUCUCAGAUAAUGAGCCUGUCCCCCAGCCCCUGGGAGGACUGGGUGCUGGUGGGCACAGCCAAUGGCCAGCAGUGGCUGCAGCCCAGCCUUGGGGGCCAGAAGCACAUGGUGGGGUGUAAGGACGGCACCAUCCUCGGUCUCAAGUUCUCCCCGCUGGGCCAGUGGUGGGUGAGCGUGGGGACGGACAACCUGGUCAGCGUCUUCAGCAUGCCCAUGGGGACCACAGUGGUCCAGGUACCUGAGACGUCCUCCAUCAUGUGCUGUGACGUGUCCCCCAGCAACCAUCUGAUCGUCACGGGGUCCAGGGACCACGCCUCAGUGUACCAGAUCACAUACUGA
This is a messenger RNA of Delphinapterus leucas (beluga whale), 1374 nucleotides long. RefSeq names its product TLE family member 6, subcortical maternal complex member (gene TLE6). Gene Ontology annotation, molecular function: transcription corepressor activity; protein binding. The record is from RefSeq and is a predicted model, not a curated record. Gene Ontology annotation, biological process: regulation of DNA-templated transcription; negative regulation of canonical Wnt signaling pathway. Gene Ontology annotation, cellular component: nucleus; transcription regulator complex. NCBI's taxonomy places the organism in Eukaryota, Metazoa, Chordata, Mammalia, Artiodactyla, Monodontidae.